Molecule: messenger RNA, 2011 nt
Organism: Suillus subalutaceus
Lineage: Eukaryota; Fungi; Basidiomycota; Agaricomycetes; Boletales; Suillaceae
Product: kinase-like domain-containing protein
Exons: 7
Coding region: 136-1677 (513 amino acids)
Biological process (GO): protein phosphorylation
Molecular function (GO): ATP binding; protein kinase activity
Source: RefSeq, a predicted model, not a curated record
GAAAUUAUGCAGUCGACCGUCCUAAGAUCUGAGAUAGGAAAUUAUGCAGUCCAGCUUUGAUGCGCGUUCACAAUAUAAAGUACGUGUUAAAUCGUCAAAACUGCCAAUAGCUCCACCUCCAGCCUCGUACGAGAGAUGGAUGCGCAAUUGGUAGACCAUCAUAGUAAGGCAACACUUCUGGGCAUCGUUUCUUCUCCCAGUACGGCCAACUGCAGCCUGAGUGCAUGGCAUCAUAGUUCUCUCCCGUUGUCAGCGCAACAUCCUCGACAGGAAUAUAGUGUAUCUGGAAAGGAAUCAUCCACCCCAAACCUUCGAAGAUUUACCGGUCCUCUCACACAUCAAACAUCCCCACUUACCGCUCCAAAUAUUACCUCCUUUAACCACCCGAUCCCCCUAAUCCUUGUCCCCGACUUGACUACGCUCAUUACCCGACCCGACCCCUACUCAAUUUCCGGAGGCGCAUGCGGAGAUAUCUACAAAUGCGUAUACCACGGUCCAGAUGGCGAUGUGGAAGUCGCUGUGAAAGCAAUUCGACCACACUUCAUUGAUGAUAAGGUGUUUCGGAGAGAGCUCGGGAUUUGGAAGAGAUUGCGACAUCGUAAUAUCUUGGAGCUCAUGGGUACUACUCAACACUUCAGUCGAUCUGUGGCUCUGGUUGCUCCGUGGAUAGUCAACGGCAAUCUGUCAUCGUUCCUUGGCCAGAAUAACGAGAUUCUCGGGCCACGUGAUCGGCUACUUCUGCUCCGUGACAUCACCGCUGGCCUCAACUAUCUUCAUACGUUUAGCUUCACUGUAGAUGGACACACGUACUUUAAUCCUGUCAUUCACGGAGAUCUCACUGGAAACAAUAUCCUCAUCAGUAGUGAUAGAACCGCAUGCAUUGCAGAUUUUGGCCUUUCAGGAACUUUAACACGAUUGCCCGGAAUGACGUACCUUGCAAUGAUGAACGGUCAUCCAGGAGCACUGAGGUGGUCAGCUCCUGAACUUUUUUCUGCGGAAGAAUCAGCCGCUGUGGUUACCAUUCAGAGUGACAUUUACUCGUUUGGUAGCGUCAUGCUUCAAGUUUUGACAGGAAAUUUGCCCUGGUGUCACUUGACCCGAGAAUUCCAGAUGUACCAAGUGAUUUUUCAUCGGAAAAAGCAUCCUCGUCCAGCUGACGGCCGCAUCAUCGACCAGCACUGGAAUUUUAUAACCUCCUGCUGGUCAAAUGCACCUAUCGAUCGCCCUUCUGCUGAAGAAGCACUUCAGUUUAUUGAUGAUGAGCUCGUUUUGUACGACCGGGGCAGUGUUGACGGUGGACAGCACCCUACCUUGGUUCCUGUUCCUGGAUAUACACCCCCGGUUAUUGGUUCUGUAGGCCAGCGUCCAUCAUCUACACCAUCUCCUUCCCCACCUUCUAUGCGAUCCACUCAAAUUUGUGCACAACCGCUCCAGCCUGUCCGCUUAUUGCCCCACCUUCCACUCCACCCUCUACAACUACUCCAGCCUGUCCGCUUAUUGCUCCACCUGCUAUUCCACCCUCUACAACUGCUCCAGCAUGUCCGCUUAUUGCUCUACCCUCUACUCUAUCCUCUACAACUACGCCAGCCUUUCCGUUUAUUGCUCCACCUUCCACUUUACCCUCUCAAACAUAUUCGCAAUCAACAGUAUGGGACGAUCCAAGACGACAUUGAGUGAGAUGCUCAAUAUUCAUUCAUGCACAAACGCGAUACUUUACGUAGAACAUAGUUACCAAACCAAGAAUACCCUACACAAUUAUACCACUAACACGAAACCUACCACUCCAACAUCGAAGGAAAAGACUUCGUUGGUCUAGAGUUCGUCACCGAAUGUACCAUAGACAGCUGGGAGUAAGCCUCCCCGCACUUGAAUAGGACUAACUUUGUGUUUGCUGUGGUGCAGCGGUCUUAGUAGUAGUAGCAAGAACAAAAAGGAAAUGUGAAAGGGCGACCCGGCUCCGAUAGCGGCCCCAACCUGUGCAAGAGAGAGCCAAGGUGAGCUUCGAUUCCCA